Strongylocentrotus purpuratus (purple sea urchin) is the source of this 3400-nucleotide messenger RNA. Its product is annotated as lysyl oxidase homolog 2. The record is from RefSeq and is a predicted model, not a curated record. Lineage: Eukaryota; Metazoa; Echinodermata; Echinoidea; Camarodonta; Strongylocentrotidae. Bases 368 to 2233 code for a protein of 621 amino acids. The transcript has 6 exons. Gene Ontology annotation, cellular component: membrane.
CAUUACAGGGGAUAGUAAACAUAUGAACCAGACGGGAUAGAUAGAUGUCCCAGAUGCUAUUGUCAUGCAUCAUAUUGGUGUGUUAGCCUCGAAGUUUCGACGCUACACUGACAUUCAAAUAGGGAGUGACGUAGAUGGAAGCACAAACACCCCUGACCUCAAAAUCCUAGACCUGUACAUGCUGAGGAAGUCAAGUAUUGUUAUUAUGCUUUACGAGUCGAGCUAAAUAGAGACGUGUAUCAAUCUGAACUGCAAGGCGAGCUCUAGUUGUUGCCAAGAGUUGAUCACCAUUCGAUUCGAUAUGUUAUGUUAGCUGCGACUCAACUCCUCUCUCAGACGUACUUUUACCGUUACAUUGUACUGCAAGAUGGUGUCUCGACUUGGUAUCAACGCCUGGAAACUGGUGCUUAUAUCUACUCUGCUCUCAUUCUGUUGUUAUGCGCAAGAGCUUGAUAUUCGUCUCUUCGGUGGUAGCGGUAACUAUGAGGGUCGAGUAGAGGUCAGGGUCAACGGCCAAUGGGGUACAGUCUGUAAUGAAACAUGGGACAUGGACGAUGCUACAGUGGUAUGUCGGGAGCUCGGUGACCGAACAGCUAUCAAAUACGAUGUGAUGUAUGGUGAAGGGGAAGGACCUAUCUUGUAUACGAACUCCACGUGUACGGGUGAAGAAGAACGUCUGCAAGAUUGUCCUCAUGAGGAACCUACGGUAGAUGUCUGCCAGCAUACCCAAGAUGCAGGGGUACAAUGCAGUUUCAAAGAUGUUGAUCUGCGGUUAGUCGGUGGUUUAACCCCAAACGAAGGUCGGGUAGAGGUUUACAAAAAGAACACCGAUGGUACGGGGGAAUGGGGCAGGGUGUGUGCCGGUUCGGAGUGGGACCGGAAUGAAGCUAACGUGGUUUGUCGAACAGUCGGGUAUCCGAACGGUGCCGAGGCGUCAAGCGGUAGCUUCGAGAGCGGUACCGGUAGGGUGUUCAUCAUCGACUUGGAGUGUACCGGUAAAGAGAAUACUGUCCUUGGCUGCGAGAAAGCUAACUUCGGCGAUCUACAAGGUUGUCCAAGCGAUGAGGUGGACGCCACCGUUGUUUGCAUAUCUGAAGUGAAGACGGAAGAGUUAUCAAAGGGAGCGAUCGCUGGUAUCGGUGUUGGGUUCGGAUUGGUCAUCAUAAUGUGCUGUAUCUUUAGUCUCAACUGUAAAUGUAGACCGUUUUGGAAGAAACGAGAGGUAGAUGAAACAGACGUGUAUGCCGCUGCGAGUAAGGUCCUCAGUACCACUUCCAACCUUAAAAGUGAAUCAGAUACCCGGCAAGAUUCCAUCUCGGAUAUUGACCCAAAUAUGUUCAUCUUCGCGCCGAAGAAUCCCCCUCCUGGGUUCGGUAUGUCUGAUGCUAGUGGAACCAACGGUGUCCUUCCCAACAUCGAUGAAACGAAAGAGCCCAACGGAGAACUUACAGGAUCCGGUAAGAAAGAAGACUCUAGCUCUCAAGAUAACCACGUGACAGGGGAUGAACAGAAACCAUCUACGGAGGGAGAUCAUGUCGCUGUUUCCAUGACAACGGAAGAAAACGAGGACGAUAUCCAUCUUUAUGACGAUGUCGAAUUGAUCCUUGGUGAAGGCAUAGACACGCAUGACGAGAAAGAGAGCGAAGUCGUAACGAUCGAUGAGCAGGGAGGAGCUUACUUUAAGAGAGAGAGUCACGAUCUCGAUGACCACGAUUACGGCGAGAUCGUAGACAACGACAACGCCGAGAUCGUAGACAACGACGACACCGAGCUCGGAGGAAACGAUUACCUUGAGCUCGUAGACAAUGGAAACCCCGAGAUCGUAGACAACGACAACGCCGAGAUCGUAGACAACGACUACACCGAGCUCGGAGGAAACGAUUACCUUGAGCUCGUAGACAAUGGAAACCCCGAGAUCGUAGACAACGACAACGCCGAGAUCGUAGACAACGACGACACCGAGUUCGGAGAAAACGAUUACCUUGAUCCCUUAGACAACAGAAACCCCGAGAUCGUAGAUUAUGCCGAGAUCGUAGACAACGCCAACCCCGUGCUCAGAGAAAACGACUACCUUGAGCUCGUAGACAAUGAAAACCCCGAGAUCGUAGAGAAUGAGAGCGUGUUGACGGAUCAACAAGCGGGGGGUCACUCCAAAACGGGCAUGACAGAUGAAGACAAUGAUCCAUCUGAAUCUUUUUUCCGCAUGGAACUGGAAAACUCUACUUUACUUUGAGUUUUGAAAUGAGUUUGUCGUAUCUCUGCCUUCUUGAUAUGACCUGUAGGCUCACUGUAGCCGUUUCUUUUGACAAUGCCAGAAACAGAAUCUUACAUAGUUACACUGAACUUCACGACACUGGGGACUUUGGUUUAAGUGUAAAACUCGAGUCUGCGCCAGAAGACUACCGUGGACCUAAGUGCUUUUGUACGACCAUCACUAUGUCAAUAGAUCGACAUGCAUCGGGUAUCAAAGAAGAAAACAAUCUUUUUUAAACAAGUAGAGACGAAAAUGCUCUAUCCAAAAAUCAUUGAACUGUGACUUUAAUCCGCUUUUAGAUCAUUUUCUUUAGUUUGAGCCUCCGUUAUUGACUAUAGGUCAGGUCGUGCGCUGUUGUUUUUUCAAUGCAAGCAGAGUACUACUCACAAUGCAGAUAUUUUAUUAUUUUUGGUCAAAACACAUAAAAUACUUCCUAACAGAGCAAUACUUUUAAAAAUUAAAAUUUGUUUACGAUGUUGUAUAUAUUUUCAUGCACUGAAAUGGAUAAACGGCAAAACGGAUUGGUAACAUGUAAUGUAGAGAUUAUUCUUCACUCUGAUCUAAUCAGAUUAUCUAUUGUUCUUUAGAAAUGUCAAUAUGAAGCAUAAUAUACUUUGAUUGUGUUUGUUUCCUGAAACAGGAAAUCGGUAUAUAACGACAAUUAUAAAUUAUAUAUUUCCUUCUGCAAUGCAGAACAUAUUCAUGUAGUUCAUGUAGAUUAUCAACUAUUUAGAAGCAGUGCAUGGACUCUGGAUUACAAAUCAACAUGGGCGUAUUAGGAGAAAUAGAAUGAUACAAUGAGUUUCUCUUAUUUUUCUGCUUUCAUAUAAAUUAACUUAUUUUAAAGGUAAUUGGGGAUUCCCUUAAAGCUAUUUCAGAGUAUUCUACACAAACUCCUCAUCCAAAAAUGCAUUUAUCAGAAGAAAAAAAAUCGAAAGUAAUGUCUUUAAACAUGUCCGAUCAAGGAAUAAUUGCACCCUCACGUGACUGAGUCUCUUUGCGCUGCACGAACCUUUUCUGAAAUAUCGUCGGAGUGUAAAUAUUUACAAGUUAAAUCAUUCACAUAAUCAUGAAAUUUUGGAGAAAAUGUGUUUGUGCAACCUUAAUUUUUUUUAGUAAAGCUUAAAUGCGUUUAAUUUCUCUUUA